GAGACCGAGACCAAAACAAGCACCAAACGCAACCGUUUCCCACCAACCCCCCUUCGCAGAUGGAGGGCCUCAUCCCGCUGCCCUACAGGGCGAUCAAGGACCGGCGGAGCAACGCCGCCGUCGCAGGAGGCGGCGGCGGCGGCGGCCGGGCCUACGACGACGCCGGUGGCACGUCCGCGCCCAUGGACCUCGAGGACCCGGAGCAGAGGCGGCGGUGGCUGCUGCAGGAGGUGCGCUCCCCGGUCCACGCGGCGUCGGCGUCGUCCGCGGCGGCGGAGGGCCCGCUGCCGCACCGGCGGAACCUGUCGCUGGAGGAGCUGGCGGGCGAGGUGGGGCUCUCGCACGACCGGCGGCUGCGCGUGCCGCUGCCCAAGGCCAGGAGCGUCCGCGCCUUCGCCUGCAUCGGCGCCGCCUGACGCCGCCGCCUGCGCACGCGUUCGUGAGCACAGCGAGUUCGUCAAGUUGCACAAGGUAUACAGAUGUGGACACAUGUGUCUUGAGAACUCCAGAUUGUAUGUAUACAAAGUUAGUAGCUGCUUUUUCUUUGGGAUGCUUUCAUGUUUAUGAGAGAUCGUACAACUGGUGAUCUUUUUUUGUGGUUCGUCGAAAAAAAGUCUUGUUUUUGUAAUUUUUCCCGAUUGCGAACUAGUAGUGGAGUACUCCGUAAUUGUUACGGAAGGGGACUUACGUCUCAGAUUUCUUUGAUUUUAAGCGAUCCAUUUUGCA
Molecule: messenger RNA, 726 nt
Organism: Panicum virgatum (switchgrass)
Lineage: Eukaryota; Viridiplantae; Streptophyta; Magnoliopsida; Poales; Poaceae
Exons: 1
Coding region: 60-416 (118 amino acids)
Source: RefSeq, a predicted model, not a curated record